UUUUUUUUUCACGCUCGGAAUCGUCAUUUCCGUAGUGAAAUCUUCUGGUCCUUAAGCCUCUUUAAAACUGGCUUUGAUUGUUAAGGUUAAGUUUCACUAGGUUUGGAGAUGGGACGAAGAUUUGGAAUAACACUAUAGCACCUAAUCGCAAGGAUUUCUUGUCUUUGUGUUUUCGAUAAUAAUACCGAUUUUAUGUACAGCAUUAAAGUUCGAUCUUUUACUUAAAUCGUCUUAGUAGUGUGAGGAGGCACAAUGAGUGACUCUGAAAAGAACCUGCACCAGGACAUGGUUUCUGAGCUGCAUGGCUCCGCUGCUGCUGGGGACACGGCCAGGCUGAAGGCGCUGCUCGGGCUCGCCCCGUCGCUGCUCGAUGCAGCCGCACAGAAUGGCUGGACAGCCCUCAUGUACGCCGCUAGAAAUGGACACCUCGACGUUGUGCAGCUUCUUCUUCAAGAGGGGUGUGACAGAUCCAUCGUUAAUAAAUCAAGGCAGACAGCUCUUGACAUUGCUAAAUUCUGGGGGUACAAACACAUAGCUAAUUUGUUGGCUAAUGUGAAAGGUGAUCCGAAACCUAGAUUUUUGUCAAAUGAUGUGAAAGAAUAUGAAAAUUAUUUUGGCAUGACACUUCUGGACAGAAGGAGUGAUAAAAGAACAGAUUCUAAGUGGCUAAGUAAAAAACAAAGCCAUCCAGCUACAGUGUACAUCCUUUUCUCCAAUUUAAGUCCCUUGGUUACUUUGGGUGGGGGAAGAGAGAGCUCACAGCAACCAGAAGUAAAGCUUUGCAGGCUGUGCUACAAGGAUGUGCAACAGUGCAUGAACCAAACUGAAGAAUGUACCUUGAUUUUUCUCGGAGUGGACCUUCAGUUUGACAUAAACCUGAUGGCUGCUUGCAAGGGAAAAGUUCAGCAAGAAGAUGAAGAAGAUGGGUUAGUUGCUUGGUUUGCUCUUAGCAUUGAUUCUACUUCUGCUGAAGAAUUUAAACAGAAGCACGAGGAUUGUUACUUUCUUCACCCACCAAUGCCAGCACUACUGCAGUUACCUGAAAAAGAAGCUGGAGUUAUAGCCCAGGCAAGAUCUGUUCUAGCAUGGCACCACCGUUACCGAUUCUGCCCAACCUGUGGAAGUGCAACCAAGAUUGAAGAAGGGGGUUAUAAGAAAACUUGCUUAAAAGAAGAUUGUCCCAGUCUCCAAGGAAUUCACAACACAUCAUAUCCAAGAGUUGAUCCUGUUGUGAUCAUGCAAGUCAUCCAUCCAGAUGGCAACCAUUGCCUUUUAGGUAGGCAGAAGAGAUUUCCCCCAGGAAUGUUUACCUGCCUUGCUGGAUUUAUAGAACCUGGUGAAACCAUAGAAAAUGCUGUUCGAAGAGAAGUAGAGGAGGAGGCUGGAGUCAAAGUUGCCCAUGUUCAGUAUGUCUCUUGUCAGCCAUGGCCAAUGCCCUCCUCCCUAAUGAUUGGCUGCUUAGCUGUUGCAGUGUCCACAGAAAUUAAAGUUGACAAGAAUGAAAUAGAGGAUGCCCGCUGGUUCACUAGGGAACAGGUCGUGGAAGUUCUCAUUAAAGGAAACCAGCAUUCUUUCUUUGUACCACCAAGUCGAGCUAUUGCACACCAGUUGAUGAAACAUUGGAUUGGAAUGACUGCUAAUCUUUAAUUCAAAUAAUUGAUUUCUUUAAGUUAUUUCUUCAGUUGAAUGCUUAAUUAGGAAUAAAUUAGAACUGUUUGUUUAGUGAAUGUGUAACCAAGCCUUUACACUGGUUCCAGAGCUAAACUAUGCAAAUCUUUGUAGGUGCUUUCAGACCUGAGUUAGAUUUGGACAAAAUGAAAUAAUUAUGCCAAUCAAGUAAACAAAUAAGUAGAAUUAGUACCUUGUUGAGUACAGGCUGUGUUUCUUGUUCUAGAAUGAAAUGAUUAUGCCUUUUUCUCUUAUACUUUUUAUGUUUGAUUUGGUCUUCCCCCACUGGACAGAGUCACAGCAUUACAAAGAGGGCUGUCUGACCUUGUCUGCUGUUCGAGUUCUCUGCUUACAUCCUCCUGUGUGGCCUUAAUUAUUUCUUCCUCAUUUUUGCAUAUCUCCAUUUUUUAAAUUUGACCUGUCACAAAAAUCUGCAUUCCGUGUUGAAAGCCUUACCAAGUAUGGUUAUUUUAAAGUUAAUAUCAUAUGUAUGCUAAGUGAAUAUGUGGUCCUUUGUAUCUUUUACAUUAAUAACCUAAUUUAUGUUAAUGCUCUAAGCAGUGCAUUUACUCGUCCUUUCUGACUUGGCCUGCACUUACCCAAUUGUAUGUCAGCCUGAACUUAAAGGUAUAACACAGUACUUUGUUUUUGAAAAAGAUGUUGGAGACCCAUCCCUGACUGCCAAAGUAUUAGUAUUUUUAUAAGAUAAUAAUGUACGUAUUGAUGCUAGGCAGUGAGUAAUUUCAUUCUCUGAUAAUUAGAAAUGAAAUUAUAGAAAAAUGGGAGAAGGAAGAACAAGACAUAUCUCAAAAUACGCACAAAAUUCUUUAUGGAAAUAGAGAUGCUAAGAUUGUUACUGCUAUUAAGAAUCUUAUAGUUGAAAGAAGUAUAUUAACUGCAGCUAUAAGACUGGAAUAGCAAUAUGUUAAUUAAAAUAUUUAUUUAUGUGUUUUUAAUGGUACAGUUCAGAUUUGUGCCUUAAUUUAUCAAGUUAUUUAAGAUAAUGAUGAAAUUCUAAAAAGGACAGUAUACUGACUUAUUAUUGAUUUCAUUAUGUAAUAGUUUGUAGUCUGUCAUUCUGCAGUCAUUGCGGGGAUAUCAAAAGAAAUGCAAAUGACCUGAGGAAAAUGCAAUUAUAGUGACAAAUGUUAACUUAUUAUUUUAUUAUUUGUUUCUUUGGAGUAAUUUAAAUUGUUUUUAACAAUGAAUGGUGUCAUAUUUUUUCCAAAAUUCUCAGCAACCUGGAAUCCGUAAAACUGUUUUACUAAUCCUGAUUUGUUCUUUUUUUCCCUAUCCAUGUCACACUAUGCUCAGCAGUUUUUUUUGGUUUUUUUUUUUUUUUGUAAGGCAAUACCUAAGAAACUUUAAAGCAAGAAGCCUUCCUGACAGAUUGGGAGUAUUUGACAUAUUGUGUUGCUUCAUUCUCUCCCUCGUUUUAGCCAUACAUACAAAUAAAUAGAAGUUAUCUCUUGAGGUGUCUGGCAAGAGAAAGAAACAAUACACUGCUUCCCUUAAAAAUUGCUUUUACAGAGAAGGCAAGUUAUAGAAAGCUGUUGUAGGCCACACAUACCAGCAGGACUGCAUGGUGACAAUGGCAGUUAUAAGUUGGAGGUUGCUCAUAGAGUAAAGGAGAAUAUUGUAAAGUAUGCAGAAAGUGGUGGAAGCUGAGUAAUAAAAGGAAGUUUCAACUAGUGCUGUAGUGAUUGCAUUCAGAGAGAAGAAUAACAAAGGAGUGAGGAGCGAGGGAGGAUAAAGUGUAGAGCAAAUAUAGGUAGCAUAAAAAUGUACAUGACUAAGACCCAUAGGAAUGCUUUUGGAACUAUUGGAAUUUUUUUUGUGUAGAAAAUUAUGGUGAGUGGCUAUAGAGAUGGGCUUAUAAAAGUGAAACUCCAAACACAGUAUCCCUAACCAAUACUGAUGUUAAUAAUCUGUCUUCUUUUUGAGAAUCUGUAUACCAGUAUAUUUCUGCAGUUACAAUGCUAAUAAGUAAAUUGAAAAUGUACACUUUCCUAUAUGAAAAAAAAACCAGAAAAAUAAUUACAUGACAAAAGGACCACACUUAAUCUCUGAUUUUGAGAGUAAUAUUUUAAUGAUCUUUCAAGUCUAAUAACUUCAGUGUGUCAAUAAUUUUUAGUCUUUAUAUUAUCUCUCUUGUUUAAGAAAACUAGUUAGGUACAUCUAAUAUUUUUAAGAAAAUAUUUUUCCUGGCAUUUUAUUACUUAAUUUUCCCUGUUUGUAGGUCAGGAUUUGAAUUUAUUACUUACACAUUUUUUGAAGGACACUUACUUUAUGCAGUUCACAUAGGAAAUGUCGAAUUGAAGAGCCAAAUGCUGUGGUUAUCUGGCAACUACAGCAGUUCAGGAAAGUGCCAAAUUAAAUUUAGAAGCAGUUGAACAGACUGUAGUGGUUCUGACUGGAGUGUUGUAUGGGCAACACCUCCAGAAAAUCUCAGUAGUUCAACUCACGCAAAAAACAGCAGCAGCUUUUGCAGCAGGCUUUUUCUUGACACAAAGUUAAUGCAGUAGAUUAAGAGAAUAACUAAAAAAAGUGGUUUUUUCUGCACUGUGAGUAAUGAUCUGUCUCUUUUCUCCCUUGCUUGUACAAUGGUAUCAGACCAAAAAGUACUCAUGACAUCAGAUGUACAAGGCAGAAAGUUCUGGAGAUGCUUGUUAUCGCAGUUUGCCUGCAAGAGAACUACCUUCUAUUCAAUACAUAAUUUGAAAAUAUUAUGUAUUUUAUCUAUUUUUAUUAUUAUUUACAGAUAACAGAAAUAGUAGCUUAAUAAAGCAGGAAAAGAUAAUUAGGUCUUUGAAUACAAACCAAAAUUGAUACUUCUAAUGAAACUGUAAUCUCAUGCAAUGUAAUGACAUUUUAUGUAAAUAUAAUACUGACAAUGAUAUUUUUACAAACUUUGCAUUUGUCCCAAUAAAUAUACUUCUUUUAACUCA
Lonchura striata (white-rumped munia) is the source of this 4616-nucleotide messenger RNA. NCBI's taxonomy places the organism in Eukaryota, Metazoa, Chordata, Aves, Passeriformes, Estrildidae. The record is from RefSeq and is a predicted model, not a curated record.